AUGAUGAUCAAGCGCAUCAUGAUGUUGGCCGCUUGGGCCUUUGUCGCGUGCUGCCCGAUCGCGAACUCCUUCGUGUACCGUUCUUCGGUGCAACGUAACACCUUCAACACCAACUCAAUGUUGGGCAGGAAACAGAGGGGCGAGGUCGGCAAGACCAUCGAGGUACCCUCAGGCAAGACCAUUGACGGGGCUGGCGUUGGGCGCAGCAAUGGCGCGGUCGCCAUCGAGGAGAAGGUGCGCAUCCCGCGGGUUCCUUCGGCGCUGGACCCCGAGGGGAUUACCCGCAGGGUGGACUCUCCGCUCCACAUCUUGGGGAAAGGGGGGGAUGGGGAGGGUGUGCCGGUGCCGCAUGAAGAAGAAUUUGUUCCCGUGGUGAGGGAGGGGGCUAAGUCGUCGAGCAACGGCGAUCAACACGACGUUACCCAGCAACAACAACUGAUCCAGCAGGAUGAAGCAGCGGAAGAUGGGCUCGAGCGCCGGCGCCGGCUCCACCACCACGGUUCGAGGCCACGGGGUCGAUACCCUGGCUGGACUGUUCGCUGGAAGGGGUUCCAACGACACCGUUACAGGAGUGGGUUGUCCGGGCUACGCUCAACGUCACCAACAGGGCCAGGUGUGGGAGAUGGGCUCUGCUCGAUUUGUGACAUUGAGCACACGCCGAACGAAGCCGCUGCUCCGACCACCGGACAAGUUGGAUACCACGACCCCGCUUCCGAAACUUCUCUCGGAAUUUGCACGAGCGACAUGAAGAGUGUCCCUGUCGAGAGCCGCAGCACUGAGAAGUACGGAACUGCGACCAUCGCAGAGAGCAGCGAGGUGGCCAACAACCACAGCCGCCACGGCUUGGAGAAGGCAAAGGCCUCGCUGGAGCUGCCGUCUUGUGCCGUCGACGCCCGUUCCUUGCAAAAGCGAGUCGAGCCCAUCCAGGACGACAAGAGCUCCGCCCCCACGCACGACGGGUCGAGUCCUGCCCAUACCAGGAUCGCGCGCGAAGCAGUUUCUGAUGGUCAAGGUCACGACAGGAAGAAGGUCGGUCGCUCCUACCCCCACGAGGACACCGGCCGCUCGUUUUUUAGUCUCCACCUUCAGCAGUUCGAUGGUCCUGAGGACUUCAACUAA
Molecule: messenger RNA, 1119 nt
Organism: Ectocarpus siliculosus
Lineage: Eukaryota; Phaeophyceae; Ectocarpales; Ectocarpaceae
Source: the annotation of a GenBank genome assembly